Messenger RNA from Hansenula ciferrii, 969 nucleotides. RefSeq lists its product as uncharacterized. NCBI's taxonomy places the organism in Eukaryota, Fungi, Ascomycota, Saccharomycetes, Phaffomycetales, Wickerhamomycetaceae. The transcript has 2 exons. The record is from RefSeq and is a predicted model, not a curated record. Bases 1 to 969 code for a protein of 322 amino acids.
AUGAUUAUCACACCGUUUGGAUCUCAAUUUGAUGGUGAAAAACAAACUCAACAUCAUCAAAACAAUAACAACAACAAAUUUUAUAACGGUGGUGUUGUCAAUGGUGGUGGUCAUUUAAACAAUCAUCAUCAUAUUCAUCAUCAAAAGAAUCAAAUGAGAACCAACAAUCAUCAUGGUCAUCAUCAACAUAAUCAAAAAUAUCAACAUCCACAAGUUGCUACUGGUGGUAACGCCGUUGUUGGUAAUUUACAUGUUAAUGGUAAUGGUAUUAACACUGUUUCUGGUGUAAACAAUGUUAAUAGUCGUAUUGGUGGUCAAACACAUGGGUUGGCUAAUGUUCAAGUUCCAACACCAGCUCCUACACCAAUGGUUGCUCAACAACAAAAGGGAUUUCAAGGUGCUCAAGUUGUUCCUGCUUAUGCAUCUACAGUUCCAAAUCAAGUUCAAUUUCAACAACAAGUUCAACAACAAGCUCAAAUUUUGGGUAAUAAAGCUUUGUUACAACAUCCACAACCUCAAUUUUAUCAACAAGGUUUCCAACAACAACCUAAAGCUCAUCAAUUAACUCCAACAUCUUCCUCCUCAUCAAAUGGUUACCCAAGUGUUGUUGCAGCUUCACCAGAUAAUUUUGUUGAAGAACUUGUUUCAAAUUCAAGAUUUGAUCCUUUUAAUGCUAAUUCAACUACAUUAUCAUCAUCUGUUAGUUCAAAUGGUGGUUCAACAAGUUCAUAUGGUUCAAACUAUAAUGAUGAUUUAUUGAAUAAGGAUUUAUUUAAUGCUACAAAUGCUAAUACUAAUGUCAAUGUUAAUUUACCUAAUGAAUUUCAAAAUAAGGUUAAUCCUACUAAUAACAAUUUAACUUUUAAUGACAAUAAUAACAAUGGGUUUAAUAAUAACAAUAAUAAUCGUUCAGAUAAAAAUUUUGGUUGGUUAAAUAUCUGGGGUAAUGAUAUGUCUGUUUGGGGUUAA